Messenger RNA from Canis lupus familiaris (dog), 3206 nucleotides. RefSeq names its product family with sequence similarity 189 member B (gene ENTREP3). NCBI's taxonomy places the organism in Eukaryota, Metazoa, Chordata, Mammalia, Carnivora, Canidae. The transcript has 12 exons. The record is from RefSeq and is a predicted model, not a curated record. The coding region runs from base 523 to 2622 and encodes 699 amino acids. Gene Ontology annotation, cellular component: membrane.
CGCCGCCGGGCAGGACCUGCUGCCGCCCGGGCUGGGGAGCGCAGCGUGUCGCGGGGAGCGGGGCGGGGUGCCCCGCAGCCGGUGGCGCCCCGGCCUCUCCCCGACAGACGGUCUCGGACCCCAGGACCCCUCCCCUCUUCCUUCCACCCUCCUCGCCUCUACCCUCCCCGCCUUUCCCCGGGUUCCGGACCGCAGCUGCUCCUGGACCUGCCCUUCUCGGCGCCCCUGUUCUCCAGGGAGAUGCGAUGAGCCGGCGCCCCAGCGACCUCAUCGCCGUCCCGGGCACGGUGCCCGUCCGGUGCCCGCGGUGGGGAGGGAGCGCUCCGCGAUCCCUCCGCGACGCCCCUCCCUUGGGCCCCCGCCCAGCUGGAUGCUCUAGGCCAUGCCCCAGGGGCCCCAUCCGGGAGGUGGGUUCUAGAGCAAAGAGGGUGGAGAGGAGGGAGGACGGGGCCUUGGGCGCCUCUGAGAUGUUCCCAAGCGACAGUGGAGGCCGAGCGAGGCGCAGGCAACCGGGCAGCAGGCAUGAUGCCCUCGCCCAGUGACUCCAGCCGCUCGCUGACCAGCCGACCCAGCACCCGGGGCCUUACCCACCUCCGCCUCCACCGACCCUGGCUGCAGGCCCUGCUCACGCUAGGGCUGGCCCAGGUGCUCCUGGGCGUCCUGGUGGUCACCUUCAGCAUGGUGGCCUCCUCCGUCACCACCACUGAGAGCAUCAAGAGGUCCUGCCCAUCUUGGGCUGGGUUCUCGGGCUGGGCACGCCCUGUGGUGAGGGGCUCACUCAUGUGCCUCCCCCUUGCCAGGCUGAGCCUGUACCCACUCUGUCCCCAGCUGGCGUUCUCCGGGGUAGUUGGCGUUGUGUCUUGGAAGCGGCCAUUCACUUUAGUGAUCUCCUUCUUCUCCCUGCUUUCCGUGCUCUGUGUCAUGCUCAGCAUGGCUGGCUCUGUUCUCUCCUGUAAGAAUGCUCAGCUGGCCCGAGACUUCCAAGACUGCUCCAUGGAAGGAAAGGUCUGUGUGUGCUGCCCCUCCGUUCCCCUCCUCCGGCCCUGCCCAGAGUCAGGCCAGGAACUGAAAGUUGCCCCUAACUCCACCUGUGACGAAGCCCGAGGAGCCCUCAAGAACCUGCUCUUUAGUGUCUGUGGGCUGACCAUUUGUGCCGCCAUCAUCUGUACCCUCUCAGCUAUCAUCUGCUGCAUCCAAAUCUUCUCCCUGGACCUCGUGCACACGCAGCUGGCCCCUGAGCGCUCAGUCUCUGGCCCUUUGGGGUCCCUGGGCUGUGCAUCGUCGCCCCCAGCCCCUCUCCUGCACACCAUGCUGGAUUUGGAAGAAUUUGUACCACCAGUACCCCCUCCGCCCUACUAUCCCCCAGAGUACACCUGUAGCUCUGAAACAGAUGCGCAGAGCAUCACCUACAAUGGCUCCAUGGACAGCCCAGUGCCCUUGUACCCUACCGACUGCCCCCCUUCUUAUGAGGCUGUCAUGGGGCUACGAGGAGACAGCCAGGCCACUCUGUUUGAUCCUCAGCUUCACGAUAGCUCCUGCAUCUGCGACCGCGUGGCCUCCAUCGUAGAUGUGUCCAUGGACAGCGGGUCUUUGGUGCUGUCAGCCAUUGGUGACUUCCCCGGGGGCUCCAGCCCAUCAGAAGACUCCUGCCUGCUGGAGCUGCAGGGCUCCGUGCGAUCCGUCGAUUACGUGCUCUUCCGCUCCAUCCAGCGCAGCCGAGCUGGCUACUGCCUCAGCCUGGACUGCGGCCUGCGGGGCCCCUUCGAGGACAGCCCCCUGCCUCGGCGGCCCCCGCGGGCUGCCCGCUCCUACUCCUGCUCUGCCCCUGAGGCCCCACCGCCUCUGGGUGCCCCCACGACCGCCCGCAGCUGCCACCGGCUGGAGGGCUGGCCGCCCUGGGUGGGACCCUGCUUCCCCGAGCUGAGGCGGCGGGUCCCCCGCGGAGGCAGCCGGCCCCCAGCCCCCACAGCCCCUCCAGCCCGCGGUCCCACUCGCCGCUUCAGCGACAGCUCAGGUUCCCUCACCCCCCCGGGGCAGCGGCCUCCUCACCCGGCUCCUGCGCCGCCACCGCUGCUGCUGCCUCGGUCCCACAGUGACCCAGGUAUCACCACCUCCAGCGACACCGCUGACUUCAGGGACCUUUAUACCAAAGUGCUUGAGGAAGAAGCUGCUUCCGUUUCCUCUGCAGAUACAGGGCUCUGCUCUGAAGCCUGCCUCUUCCGUCUAGCCCGUUGCCCUUCGCCCAAGUUGCUUCGUGCCCGCUCAGCUGAGAAACGGCGCCCCAUGCCCACCUUUCAGAAAGUCCCCCUGCCCUCCGGCCCUGCACCCGCCCACUCCCUGGGAGACCUAAAGAGCAGCUGGCCAGGCCGGGGCUUGGUCACUCGUUUCUUUCAGAUGUCCAAGAAGGCCCCAGACCCCAGUGGGAAUGGGGCCCAUGGGCUUAAGCAGGUGCCCCGGAGCCCAUGGGGCCGGCCAGGCCGAGAGAGCCUCCACCUUCGCAGCUGUGGUGACCUGAGCUCCGGCUCUUCCCUGCGGCGCCUCCUGUCUGGCCGCCGGCUAGAACGGGGUACCCGCCCCCACAGCCUCAGCCUCAGUGGGGGCAGCCGGGAGACUGGACUCUGACCUGGGCUUCUUGCUACUCUGAACAUAUCCAGAUGAAUGCUGGGGCCACAGGCACCAGAUGGUUGGGACCAACAACCUCUAGCACCCCAUGCACUGGCUGACACAAAGAAACCCGCUGAACACCCCCCGAAGUAUACCUUUGCCUCCUACCUCUGGGGGCUCCUGCUGCUUGCCUGGGCCCCUCUGGACUGGGAGAGCUUCUGUCCUGUGCUGCAUGGGUAUUCAGGCUGUUGAGGGGGAGAGACCCCUGCUUACAGCAUUGGAAGAGGAAAAUAAAAGUCCCAUCCCCUAGCAUGAAAGCUCUCCGAUUCGACAGGGACUCUAUAGCCAGGGCAGAGGCAUAUCCCAGUGCUUCAGCAUACAGGGCCGUGUGCCUGUGCGAUGGGGUGGUAAGACAUGAAGAGUCAGAGAAAUCUGGGUGGCUCUCAGCUCUGCCUCGUCUAGCUGCAUGACCUUGGGCAAAGUAUUUAACCUCAAUUGCCUGCUCUGUAAAACAUUGUGAAGAUGAAUGUUUGUUUGUAAAGCUCUUAAUAUACUAAAUAAGUCCUCAAUAAAUUUCAGUUUUCCCCUUCUCUUCUGGAUCA